This is a messenger RNA of Adineta ricciae, 3024 nucleotides long. The record is from the annotation of a GenBank genome assembly. NCBI's taxonomy places the organism in Eukaryota, Metazoa, Rotifera, Eurotatoria, Adinetida, Adinetidae.
AUGAAUAGAAAGUCAACGGCAUUAUCUCCAUUAAAGCGACCGUCAACUCGUUCAUUAGCAGUAACCAAAUCUCUCUCAACUCAACCGGAUAAAUACACUUUUCAAUCAGACGACGAGGACCAUAGUAAAAAACCGGUGCUUGUGCGAAAAAACCUAACGCCAAUAUCAGCUAAACGCUCCUCCCGCGCUCGGCCAACACCAGCAGCAAAAUCGUCAAAAGUCGACGCCAGUCCGAAACGUACAUCCGUGUCUUCAUCCAACGUUGAAAGUGAUACUGGGACCGAAGAAAAUUUACCCAUCAAAUCAAAACGAUCAGUGUCUCAAACCAAUACAUCCGCAAGUGAGAAAAUCUCAACGGCGAAAAAGCGCGGACGAAAAACCAAAAUGUCGAGUAUAGCAGAUAACGAUCACGAACAAGAAAAAUCAAAACAACAAAUGGAAACAGAGAAUAUAGUUCCGCUUCAAUCAGUGAAACGUCGAUAUAGUAAAAAGAAAACAUUGUCUACUGAUACCAAUCCCAAAAAUGAUCCCAAUGAUGACGAUGGUAAUAAUGAAAAACUAGCCGCCGUUGAUGAAAAAGAUCUUAUGCAAUUUGGCUCACCACAGCAUCAAACGUCAUCUCAACCACCAUCACAACGACAGCAAGAAUCAGAUGACGACUUCAGUGACGAUUCCGUUGAGUUCGUUUGGAAAGGUUCAAGUAAAAUGUCUAUUGAGAUUCUUAAACGUCGUAUACCGAAAGAUGAACCACGAGAAUAUUCGUCAACUCAAUCCGAUCCGACCGCUCAACGCAAACGUGCUAUUAUUCCACGUUUGACUAACUUUGAUGCUCUAUCUGGUCAACCAGUUGACAAUUCAUCAUCAUCGACGACAACAACAGCAACAACAACUAAUAAACGUACACUUAAUGAUAGCUCAGAGCACAAUGCACAACAGAAGAAAUCAAGCCCAAAGAUGACGACCACCACGACUGCAGCAGCUGCAUCAGGCACAGGUGCAACUGAAGAUAAGCCGCGUCCACGAAUCUAUGCGGUAAAAAGCACCACAAUGAAAUCACGUCCAUUACCACCGCAAUCACAACAGCCAGAAAUCAAACGACCGAAGUGGAUGAACGAUCAACAAGGAAAAUCUGAUGAAGAAGAUGACGAUGAAAGUAAUGUGCCGCCAGCUGGAGAGGAGCCCGACGAUUACGAUUACGUACCCAAAGGACAAUAUAUACCAAAACGACCUAGCUACCGAGGCCGCGGUACAUAUCCAGGACGACGUGGAACAGGUAUGCGUGGACGUCCACCAGGUUCACGUCGACAAUGGCAUGAUGAUGAUGAUGACGACGAUGAUUAUGAUCAAUACGAGGAAAUGAAUUCAAGAUAUGGACCACGUAAACAAACCGCAUAUCGAUCGUCACGACCAGCCUAUGACAUGGGCGAUGACGAGGAUUAUGAUAAAAAUCGUCGUAUGAGCUUAACACAAGCGUAUCGUCGAAAUACCAAUGUUCGUCCACCAUUGUCAUCAAUGAGCGGUCAACGUCGUAUUGCAAUUAAUAAUGGCAAUCAUCCAAUAUAUAAACCAUUCAAAUCAUCGAGUUAUCGCCCAACACCAGCUACACUGGGUUUAUCGACGUCGAAUCGUCGUACGAGUAGUACUAGUCGCAGUCCUGUCAGUACAAUCUCCAAACCUCAUCAUCAUCUAUCAUCAACAAUGUCCAAACAUUAUUCGGAUGAAGACUACUAUCAACAACAAACACGUUCAUCAGUCACAACAGCAAAUAAUACAAGUGGAAAUACAUAUGUAACCAAAAUGAAUGAUUCCCAAUUAAACGAUGUUUCCAAUCAAUCUCAAAUUUUCUAUGUGAAUGUGCCACAGCAAGAACAAAAAAAUCAACAAGUUCUGUCCGUGUUAACCUCGGAUCAGCAACAACAACAAGUGCUUCCUGUUACUGUUGUUCAACAAGUUAAAUUACCUGUCGAUGCUCCUAAACAGAAAAAGAUUCUUCCUAAGCCGUCGGCAACAAAUCCAUCAGGCAAUUCAACUAAUGAUCAUUACUCAAAUAAUGCGAAACCAUUUGCUUGGUCACGUCCACCGGGCCGUAUUCAAGCAAGCAAUGAUGAACAUCUAGCAAAUAAACAUACGAAUAAUACGGCUUCAAACAAUACAGAUUUAGAUACUAUGGAAGCUGCACAUGUUCUAGCUACUGCUGCUGAUGUAACAAUGGCAGCCGAUGCACGUCGUAAAGCACAACAACAUGAUGACGAUAUGACAAUGAUGGUCGAUGAAACACCAUCAAAUAUUGCUGGCGAAGAAACGAUUCAGUGUGAUGAUAAUGCAGCUAAACAAAUCGUUCAACAACUUGGUACAAUUACAGCGAACAUCAUUGACGAAAAUGGUGUUGAACAUACUGUUCUCUUAUCAACUGAAGAAGCACAACAAUUACUUGGUUCACAAGGUGCUAUUAUCGUUGAUAGUGAUGGCCAGCCAAUAUCUAUUCAACAAGCACAACCUCAAACAUUUGUUUCACCAUUCGCACUCGAUCAAAAUCAACUACAAGCGUUACUUGCUCAGGCUGGUAUCGACCCCAACACGCCCUUAACUAUUGAACAAAUUGAUCCCAAUCAACAACAACAAGUUGCUACCUUGUGUACAUCACCAGGUGGAACGCAAUACACGGUUCUUACUCAGGCACCAUCUCAACAACAAUUCAUCAUCCAAACAACCAAUGAACCCGAACAAUCGCACGUAUCCGUACCACAGCAAGUCCAGGUACAACUACAACCACAACCACAGUCUGUCAUUCAGCCUCAAGCAAUCGUUCCAAAAGAGGAACUUUCGUCUCCACCAACAAAACGUCGCGCAUUUGCAGUCAAAUCAACAACUCGUCAAGAUGUCUAUGAAGACGUCAAUGAUCGUUCACGACGUAAAAUUUUUGCUACAAAAUCAACUGUUACACAUAUGAAUGACGAUAUUCAUGACGAUCAAGAAGGAUUUAUUGGUACACGAGCAUAUCACCGAAAUACGGGUCGAAAAUAA